AUCAAUCAAUAGAGUGACGUAAAUGGCUAUGGAAUAAUAACUUUCAUGAUUAGUGUUUUUGACAUAACCAAACAAAAAAGCGAACUACAAAUGAUGCAAAAAAUGAGACAUAAAUCAAUGUCUCAUUAAUAAUGAAUUGAGCUUUUUUCUCAUGAAAAUUAUCUCAUUAGUGGCUGAAAUCAGAUAAUUGUUGAGUAAAGACACAAUUUAUUGGACUGGUUUACCUGGCUGUCCAUAAUUAUGUCUUUUAUUUUGUUGUCAUUUCAUUAGUCCAAUAAAAAAGGGUAAAAAAAGUAAAAGCAUCAUAAUAAUGCUUUAUUUCAUGGCAUUUUGAUUAUGGUCAACUGUAAGUAGCAUUAAUAAUCAACUGAUCAAAAUCUAGUUACCAAGGUAAACCAAGAAUCCACAAUUCAAUCACAAUAAUCACUCUAAAUCAAUGAAUUUGAUUAUCAAGCUAACCGACAAAAACCGAGUAAACCUAAAUCUGUAAAUGCACCUUGACCAAAUCAACAUCCAACCAAUAUCUUGAAACAGUAAACAGUGGACAUUAAAUUUUAACCUAAUUGUUUCACCAACUCAAUUAAGACUCUUUCUAAACAUGUUUUUUAAAAUCUAAUCAUUUAAUUUGAUUCACUUCUAUUAACAAUAAUCAAAAAUCACCAGCAACCUUAAGACUACUAACCAAAUCUUGGUUAGUAGAAAGUGUUUCAAGUUGAAAAUGGCUUUCAGUGAUUUAACGGUUUACGGCAAGAUUUCAAUCAUUUGUGCUACAAUCAUCGGGUUAAUUAACUUAACUUCCAUUGAUUGUCGCGAUUUUUAUGACCAAUCAACACCAAUUUCAAAGGAAAUUUUGAUUGAUUUAAAUGAUCUUAACCCAUCUGAACCCAUUUUCAAUCCAUCAUCAGUGUUUCCAGCCGUGAAAGUUGAUUCCUUAACUUCAGUUGAAUAUACACUUAAACAAAAUAAUGAUCAGCAGAAAAGAUUCACUAUUGAUAGAUUGACUGGCGACUUAUUUGUAUCCAGUGUGGAGCGAUUGGCCGAACCAAUAGAAACGUUGAUAAUAACUCGAAAAUAUAAUCACAAUUCCAAUUUACCUAAAAAUGAAGAUAAAAGCAAAAUAGAUGAGAUUGAAUUAACCGUUAAAUUUGGUGGUUUGAAUGAGAUAAGGCGAGUUAAACGAGCAGCUAAAAAUGAUAACACUGAAGCUCCUCGGCUUCAAUUUAACUUACAAUUACUUCGAGGUGAUACUGAGGCUUGUCAGCCUGGAGAUUCUUUAGAUUAUUCAGUUACAGUUCAACUUCCAAAAGGUAAAGAAAACGACUUGUACAUUGAGAUAUUUACUCGGAAAUCAUUGAAUCCGGCUCAUGUGCCCAUUUUAAGUCUUUUUAAUGUAACACUUUCCCAUGAUAAGAAAAUAAUUUUACCAAAGUCAACAUCUGAUCCAAAAUUGUCAACAAGUAAAACAAAUCCAAAUAUUUACGAUCGGGUAACCAUCAAUUUGGACGGAAUUGAAAACACUGGUUCCACUGGUAAUACAUUGACGAUAAAAUUUUCAGUAGUAAUGGCUUAUUCAGAUGAGGCCAAGACAGGAUCGAAACAUAUGCUUUCCAUUGGAGCCGAGUAUCAGGCAAAUCGAUUCAUUUGGAUUGGACAAGAUCAAAUUAUUUAUAACAAGGCGAAAACGGAUCCUGUUAUAACGGGAACUUUGACAGGACCUGAAGAAUUGAUUCUUGGUUCUGCAGCAGUUUACUCUCUCCGUACCAAAAUGGCUUUGCGAUCAGAUGUUAUAACUGUUGAAGCAACUGUACCUAAUCAUAAAUGGGCACCGGAAAAUAAAAUAUCUCUAGGUCAGAUUGGUAUUGGCGCAAUGGGAAGCAAUUUCGCAGCUUUACCAAAAGAUCCAACGCAUUAUGAAAUUGAACGAUUCAAUUCAAUCUCGAAAAAAUCAGUUUAUCGUUCAUUGCUUAAACUUGGUGUGACAACGUCAUUGGCAGCGUCAAGAGGCCAUUUAGAAAGAAAUACCGAAGAUGAGGCCAAUACAUUUGAAUUCAAGAUACCAGUUUAUGGAUUAACUUAUGAUGUAAAUAAUGGAAGUACAGCCAAUUUAACAGUUCGACUAGUUUUUGGUUCAAAAGUACGAUUCACUCAAACAAUAUUGAUCAAGCUAAUCUCAAAAAUGUCAGCUGCAUCUUCAACACCAGUCAUGUCUUAUUCCCCUGUAACUGGAUUAACUGGCGAUUACUUACCAAAAACUGUUAGUCCAGGUGAUUUAACUUCAAUCUUUUUGAAUGUAACACUAAGUCAACCAGAAACUUUAACAGAUCUUGAGGUUAUCCUUAAAGAUGCCGGACCAGGAUCGUCAAUUGACUCGUGUGGUUGUCAAUUUUUGCCAGGACAGUCAAGUCCUAAUAUACCUUAUCUCAACACAUCUUGGUUUCAGCCCAAACAAUCACAAAAUGAUUUAAUCUUCACCUUUGAGAAGGUAAACGUUGUAAAUCUUUAUCCUAGUUUAACUGAAAAUAUUGUCAGUAUUGAGAUGGCGGUACAGAUAAACGCAAAUGAAUCCUUGGGUGGAGCAAUGAUUAGCAUAGAGGUUCGUCCAUUGGGCUCAAGUGAAGGUAAAUUUUAUGAGACUAAUGUAACAAUUGUUCCAGCUAAACCAGAAGAAAGUGCACCUCUCAAAAUGGCUUUUGACAAAGUAGUUCCAUGGAAAGAGAUACACGGUGAAGGAGGAAUAGCAUUUGAAGGUGAAUUAGUUUUACCACCAAAUGCCAAUUUUUCAUCAGUUGAUUUAUCGAUUCGAGAAAUUGAUUCACCAACUACAGCACUGGAAAUUUGUCGAGUAACAAUAGUAACAAUAGGUAAUAGUUUGCCAUGCACUAAAGCACUAGAACCUUCAUUGGCCACUCAUGUGGCCAAUUUACCAGGCAACCUCAGCCAAACUAAAACAAUAUCGUUUGGUGACGUUUGUUCAAAAUAUGCUCCAAAUAAAGCUGCAAUAGCAGCUACCAAAGAUCGAACCAUAAAUGCAUUUAUAGCCAUCAAAGGAAUCGAAGGAAUUGAUACCUCUUCAAAUCGAACACUUGAGGUAACAUGGACUGGAGACCCGAGUGGACCUUGGGUACAACGUUUAACAAUACCAAUUGUUCUUGGUGCUGAAAUACCUACAGUAGCAUCCAAGUUACCCAAAAUUUUGGUAACUAAAACAACACCUGGUUCGACUGGUGUGGGCCAACCAACGACCGGAUCAAUCAUGAUGCUUUUGGCUACACAAUCAACCGCCGAUUAUACUAUUGAAGUUUUUCCCACCCAACCAGACUCAAAUUCAUCUAUAUGUUCAAUUUGGAUAAAAUCAGUGGGCCAUAAUAUGGCCUGUUUUGACGGUAAACCAUCCACAGUUUUGGAAACAAGACGAAUGGGUUUAAACUCUAAAGCUACACUUCACCUUGGGGUUAUAUCAAACUUGGGUCCUUUGAGAGAACCAUUGCCUACUGAAGAGGAAGAGGAAGCAGACAAAAUAAGAUUGAUGACAAUGGUGGUUUUAUCGCAAACUGCAACGACAGAUGAAAGAUUUGAUGUAGUUAUUAAGUCGGGAAAACAUUCAGAGCGAUCAGCUUUCCUUGUACCAAUUAAUCGAUUUCCCAAGCCUUUAAAAUCAAAAGCUGAUGGUUUUGAGAUAAUUGACGGAGUUGAUGAAAAACUACGCGUUCCUAUCGGUGGGCCAGCAUCUGUACGGAUGAGAAUAAUGGUUAAGCCUAAUUCAAUGGUACAACCAGUUUUGACUUUUACCCCAUCGAAAUGGUACAAUAUUACCGAUUUUGAAGUAAGCUCAAUCGGACAAAACUAUCCAUGUUAUUCACCCUUCUUAACAUCCAAAGAUUUAGCAAAAGGCUCGUUUGCUCUUGGCGUUAUCUCAAAUGCCAAUGUUAACAAAAGUUCUGAAGCUAAUUGGAUAGAGGUUACAGCUGCAAUCAAAGUUUCUCCCAGUGCUACUCCUGGUCAGCUUAUAAAAUUUGAAGUUAAUCUUGAAAUUCCUGGAGCUGAAUUGAGUGAUAAAUAUGAAUCAAAACUGCUUGCAGUGAAAAAUAUCGAUCCAAUUGUUCCCACGUUGGUUUGGAUCAAUGAAACUGUGCUUGAAGAGCAAUUAUCUGUAAGAGAAACCCGUUGGAUAACUUUUAAUAUAACCACCAAUCCUGAUUGGAGAUCAAGAUUUACUGUUGAUGCCACCGGGGAGAUAAUCGAUGGGCGGCCGAUCGUCUCUGUUCGAGACGUGAGAGUCAGUCGUUUGGGUCGUAAUUUACCAGGCUCUUUACCGCCUACAGUCAACGUAAUAUUAAAUACAACGGAGAAUCGAAUAACUGGCGUAUUUGAUUAUACAGCCAACUUUGGAUUCUCUCAUCGAAUCGAUGCAGCCCUUGAAGGUGAUGAUACCAUUGAGAUUGAAGUUUUGGUACAAAUGAUGAGUCAUUCCGCCGCUCUGAAUGGAGGUGAACCACGAGCCAACCGGGUUACCCUUCGGUUCAUGGUUGAAUCAAACCAAGGCCUUCAAGUUUUGGCUCAAGGAGAUCGUUUCGUAAAAACGAUUCCAGGUACUUUAUCCGCAGCGUUGAUGGAUAUUGAAAGUGAAAUUAAUGGUCCGCAUCGCAUCUUUACUAGAGGUGAAACAGCACCAAUCCGAGUCGCUGUGAAACAUGCCGAUGUUUCCAGAUAUGAGCCCCUUGAGGGUAACAUAAGAGUCUACAUGCCUCCAUACGUAGCCUUAAAAUCUUUGGUAAAUUCCUCGCGAAUGGUAACAGUAAAUCAACCAAGCAAUAAAACCUACUUCGAUAUAAAGGUUCCAGUUGUUUUGUUUUGGGAAACCGUCAAUAUUGAUUUGAAUUUAAUUAUUGAUCCAGAUAAAUUAAUUGGUUAUGGGCGAGGAAAUAUACCAACAACACUUUUAAUUACAAUGUUUGAAGGAACCAAAUUAAUUUCAAAGUUUUAUCACAUUUCACUAACGUAUAAAUCAGAUGAUUGUUUCAACCAAAUUGAGUUGGAAGAUUGUCAGAUAACUGGUUCAAGUGGCAUCAAUAAGACAUUUGGUCCAGCCCAAUCAAAGCUAUCAUCUGGUUCAGUUUGGAUUGCCUCUCCAGCCUCACCAUUCACCAAUGAUUUCCUUGAAUAUGAUUUACUAACUCGAACCCGAAUCACUGGUAUCCAAUUGGUUCAACCAAGUACCUUUAAACGGCUCAUUAGGAGCUUCCACUUGGAGACCAGUGAAGACUUGUCAAUUUGGCAGCCAGCAACUCCAACCAUCCAGGUCAGCUCUAUGAGUGUACCAGCCAAGGGUGUAGAGGGUUUGGUUGAGGUUCAAGUGAGUGGUUACAAUGUCGAGACUCGUUACUUGAGAUUCAUCAUUGACUCACUUGGACCCUACUCCGAUCCAACUGAUUUGAUGGGAGUCAAGGUAGGCCUUCUAGGUUGCAGAUUGCCUGGUUCAUUGGGUACUUGUGAUAACACCAAGUGGACCUGGUAUGAUGAAGAUGAACAACACAAAACGAAACACUUUCUUUACGCACCAGAUCAUGCAACUUUGUAUGGUUGCCAGUUUCAAAACCAUCCCAAUAACACUGAAUGUUUCCGAUCAAAAAAUGGAGGAGAUUCUUGGUUCAAGUUACCUUCGUUGGUUCACUCAUUGAUUGGUUAUCAUUCUGCAACUGGUCGUGUUAUUGGUCGAGACUCGAGUAGAGGGAAACUUAUUUAUACCAAAGAUGGUACCAAAUGGUCACCGAUGAGUACCAAAGAAUCAACUGCAAUCCAGGAUUCGCCUGAUUCUUUGAUCCCAGUCAAAGUUAUUGGACAAUCUUGGGAUAAAUUUAGGUUUACUUCAUUUGACAUUAAAUAUUCAGGUCACAGUAAACUUCAAUGGAUCUCAUCAUGCCAUUAGCCUGACUUUACUUUAUUCAUGGGUGAAGAUUGGAAGGAACCAACGAAAACAACGUUUUCAUCAGUAUUGUCAUCAUUCACAUUCAUUAUCAAUCUAACCUUUGAAUCUGUCUCGUCUCUUUUGGCAGUUCAACAUUUCCUUCAACUUGCUUUCUGCUUCUCUUCAUGUCAUACUUUAUUUUGAUCAAUCGUCCGACAUUGAACAGUGCAACUUGACUACUCAAAAGUAAUCAAUGUAAAAACAAUUUCAAUCAAAGUAGACAUUUUUAUUCUCCUUGAAUCGCGUUAUUUAUUUCAACUAAUCACUUUUUUCAUUCUCUCAAUCAAUCCCAGAAUGCAUUUACUGUCAAUUAAAAAAGCUAAAUGUUAUUAGUUCAACCAUAAAAUUGGUCAAAACUUAGAGAUUAUCUAUUCUAAUAAAACUAUUAAAUCAUACUCAACGAAAGAAA
Tetranychus urticae (two-spotted spider mite) is the source of this 6374-nucleotide messenger RNA. RefSeq lists its product as uncharacterized. NCBI's taxonomy places the organism in Eukaryota, Metazoa, Arthropoda, Arachnida, Trombidiformes, Tetranychidae. The record is from RefSeq and is a predicted model, not a curated record.